AUGAGACAGAAGUCAAGGGCCACAUGGAUCAAUCUAAGGGACUGCAACACUAAGUACUUUCAUGCUUAUAUGAGAGCCAGACAAGCAAGAAACAAGGUUAAUUGCAUCUAUAAUGAACAGCAGAUCAAGGUCUCUGAGCCCAAACAAUUACAGAAGGAGUUUACUCAGUUCUUUCAACAAUUACUGGGUACAGCAGUAGAUGAACUACUAGGCAUUGAUAUUAAUAUAGUAAGAAAUGGCCCAUGUCUAACCAUGACUCAGCAGCAACAACUUUUACAGCCUGUAACACCAGAGGAAAUAAGUCAGAUUAUGCAAAGUCUUCCAAGUGACAAGGCACCUGGUAUUGAUAGAUAUCCUGCUGAAUUCUUUAGGCAAUUUCGGCCAAUUAUUGGAGGGGAGGUCACAGAAGCAAAUCCUACUUAUGUGAAGGAGUUUAGGCCUAUUGCUUGUUGUUCUACACUGUACAAGAUCAUUGCUAAGGUACUUAUAACUAGACUUAAACUAGUUGUGGAUCUACUGGUGGGGCCUAUACAAACUGCCUUCAUAGAAGGUAGAAACAUCCUUGACAAUGUUAUAAUGGCACAUGAGCUGAUUAAGGGUUACACUCAAAAAGCAGUCUCUCCUAGAUGCAUGAUCAAGAUUCGAAGCAAAGAAGGGGUUAAGGCAGGGAGACCCAAUGUCUCUAUACUUGUUUGUUACAAGUUCUACACAUCUGCUUUUGCUGAUGAUAUACUGAUGUGCUGUAGAGCAGAUGAAGUAUCCAUGAAGCUAAUGAUGGAAGCUUUUGAACACUUCUCUGUUGUUUCUGGGCUGAAAGCAAAUUUGGAAAAGAGUUCAUUAUACAUAGCGGGGGUGCCUAUGGAAUUCAAAGAUAAAAUGCUAACUGAGUUACACUUAACAUUGGGAACUCUGCCAUUCAAGUACCUUGGAGUUCCUCUGUCCACAAGGAAGCUCACUAUCCAUCAAUGCAUGCCACUAGUUGAGAAGAUUGUUGAUAGGAUCAGAAGCUGGACUUCAAAAUUCCUUUCCUAUGCUGGAAGAUUACAGCUCAUUAAGAGUGUCCUAUUUGAAAUGCAGACCUAUUGGGCACAGGUAUUCCUCAUUCCAAAGAAAGUCAUUAAGCUUGUUAAUAACAUCUGUAGGAGCUACUUAUGGACUGGAGUACAUGACAAUGCUCAUAGAGCUCCUGUUGCUUGGGAAACACUGCGUAAACCAAGAGCUACUGGGGGUCUAAAUAUUAUCAAUUAUGAGAUAUGGAAUAAGACUGCUUUGACUAAACUCCUAUGGGCUAUAAUGGCAAAGAAGGAUAAGUAA
Molecule: messenger RNA, 1314 nt
Organism: Nicotiana attenuata
Lineage: Eukaryota; Viridiplantae; Streptophyta; Magnoliopsida; Solanales; Solanaceae
Exons: 4
Coding region: 1-1314 (437 amino acids)
Source: RefSeq, a predicted model, not a curated record